GUAUUGUCAUUGAAGUCAAUAGCAUAGCUGUCGCUGUAAUCGCAUUACAAUUACUGCCAUUUUAUCGGUAAAUGUGUUUAGAGUUUGUUUUGUCUAAUUAUUAAUCAUCCGUUUCGGGCGAUAAUCUGGUCAGAGAAACAAAAUGAUGGCAUCAAAGCUACGCAGAAAUCCGUUGAACGGUUUAAUUGUAAAACGUCUGUUGAGCGGCCAGACGGCGGCGGCCAAGAGUUCAGAAGCAGCAGAAGCCGUAAAAUCGGCUCAAUUGAAGACAACGACUCUGCCUAAUGGUCUGGUCGUGACCUCACUCGAAACGUUUAGUCCGGUCGCCCAAAUCGGUGUCAUUCUGAGAGCUGGAUCCCGAUAUGAACCGCAAGACAAGCUCGGACUGAGUCAUACGCUAAGAUCAAUGGCCGGUUUCACUACCGAAAAUCACACCGUUUUCGGUAUUACUCGCAAUAUCGAGUACGUCGGCGGCAGUCUUACAGCUCAUACGACCCGUGACGACAUUGUCUAUAUACUGGAAAACGAUCGCACAUACACUGACCUCAACAUCAAGUAUUUGGCUGAAACUAUUACAAAGCCUGCGUUCAAACGGUGGCAAAUCAAAGAUAACUGCGGCCGACAACGUGUCGAUUUGUCUCAUUUCAAAGAUCAACCGAAUCUGGUUGUGAUGGAAGCCCUCCAUUCUGUCGCUUUUCGCGGCGGACUUCGAAAUUCAUUGUAUUCGCCAGACUUUAUGAUUGGCAAACAUACGACUGAAGAUUUACACAAUUAUGUUGAACAGCAUUUUGUCUCGAAUCGGGCCGCUGUUGUCGGACUCGGUAUCGAUCAUAAACAUCUGCUGGAACUUGUGGAAAAGCAUCUGCCAUUGGCCAGAAGUGAUCGCGGUAAUAGUGGACAAUCGAAAUUUAUUGGCGGCGAAACUCGCAUCGAUAGCAACUCUAACACUACUUAUGUGGCCAUUGCUACUGAGGGAGUCGGAGCGAAAAACCAAAAGGAAAUGAUUUGUUUAGAAUUGUUGCAAAUAAUUCUUGGAACCGGUCCUAACAUAUCAUAUCAGGACGGAAGUCAUACAAAAUUGGGUGCAGCCGUUGCCAAAGCCACUAGCGAACCGUUUGCAGUGUCGGCAUUCAAUAUGAGUUAUUCAGAUACCGGUCUAUUUGGCAUCAAUAUUGCCGCCUCUGCUAAGGACAUCCACAAAGCUGUUAAGGCAGCGGUUACUCAGCUGAGAGAUACGGCCAAAAAUAUCAGUGCCGAAGAACUUAAAAAUGCAAAAAAUAAUUUGAAAGCUUCGUUGUUUUUGUCUUGCGAUGACUACAACUAUAUGAUCGAAGAGAUUGGCACCGAAUCACUCAACUAUGGCAGCGUAUUAUCGUUGCCCGAGUUUCAGAAAGCGCUCGACUCGGUCACUGUUCAGGACGUUACCGGUUUGGCCACAAAGAUUGUCAAAACCAAGGGUGCAAUGGCCUCCUAUGGCAACCUCCAGAACGCCCCCUUUUUAGAAGAUUUGAUUUAAUUACCAAUUGUUAUUCCGUAUAAUAAUUUUGUUUCUUGUUUUUAGCAAUUUAGUUGUAAAUAAAUUAAUAAUUAAUUAAAUUGACAUUAAAAUGCUUAUAUUUGUCGCAAAGAAAAUGUUAUGAAUAAACUUUUAAAAAA
This is a messenger RNA of Oppia nitens, 1656 nucleotides long. It is a transcript of the gene UQCR-C2, whose product is annotated as cytochrome b-c1 complex subunit 2, mitochondrial-like. Gene Ontology annotation, cellular component: mitochondrion. The record is from RefSeq and is a predicted model, not a curated record. The coding region runs from base 143 to 1516 and encodes 457 amino acids. Gene Ontology annotation, molecular function: metal ion binding. NCBI's taxonomy places the organism in Eukaryota, Metazoa, Arthropoda, Arachnida, Sarcoptiformes, Oppiidae. The transcript has 3 exons.